CUCUUCCCUUUUUUUUUUUUUUUUUUUGAGAGGGCGGGCGAGCGAGCGAGAGAGAGAAAGAGGAGAUCGAAGAAUAGGAUCGCUGCGAUCGAGUCGAAAGAGAAGGAAACGGGAGGCAAUUUGAGUGAUUCGUCCUCUGAUUCUUCUUCAAUUCUUCGGCUAUGUGAUGAUGAACUGUUUGAGCAUACAUAAAGUUGAAUAAAGAGGAGGCUUUUCUUCUAUUCUCCUGCAAGAUGACCAAUUUUAAGCUAGGAAAGAAGCAAACCUUUGCGAGCUCAUCCUGUGACGUUCAGCCUACAAGUAUGAUGGAGCCACCUUCUUCACCUAUGAAUCUUAAUUCUGUCAAGCCAAAGGAACAAGUUCAACCUCAGUCUGCAGUGAAUUUACCACAUGGGAAAUCAUCCUUUAUACUUCCAAAUAGUGACAUCGAUGAAUUAUUGGAGUGCCCUGUCUGCAAGAAUGCAAUGUUUCCUCCUAUCCAGCAGUGUCCAAGUGGGCACACUUUGUGUUUUUCUUGCAAAAACAAAGUCAACAACAAGUGCCCAAUCUGCCGAAAGGAAAUCGGUCACAUCCGUUGUUUAGCACUGGAAAAACUUGCCACUUCACUCCACUUAUGUUGUUCAUACCACUGCCUCGGCUGCAAAGAAAUGCUGCCCUAUUACAGCAAGUUACAACACGAAACACAGUGCAUUUACCGGCCUUACACAUGCCCCCAUCCUGGUUCAGAUUGCCCCUUCACUGGAGACAUUCGCGAACUUCUGUCGCAUCUGAGACAAUGCCACAAGUUGGAUCUUCAAGUAGGAAGCACUUUCCAUCACCGUUAUGUGAAACAGGAUCCUCGUUCUGUCGACAAUUGCUCAUGGACUCUAACUUUAUUCAACUGCUUUGACCGUUACUUCUGCCUGCACUUCGAGGCAUUUGUGCUGGGAUGUGAGCCGGUUUAUAUGGCCUUCAUCCGUUUCCUAGGGGAAGAGUCCGAAGCUAGAAAAUUCAACUAUUGCCUUGAAGUAGGAGGUCAUGGACGCAAGAUGAAGUGGCAGGGUGUGCCUCGAAGCAUCAGGACUCACCACAGGGUGGUCCGAGACAGCCACGAUGGGCUCCUGCUUCACCGGAACUUGGCCAUCUAUUUCUCUGGUGGUGAUCAAAAGGUGCUGAAGCUGCGAGUCUCCGGCAGGAUCUGGAAGGAGACCUGAGGCAUAAUCCAAGGAUUAUGGAAAAGCAUCUCAUCUCUUGUAGAGGGUUCCAUUUUUUUUUUUUUUCCUCAUUUUUAGCUGUCUUAGCAGUUGCAGUCCAGGGUCUGAUUGAACCUUUAUGUGUUUAAUCCUGUGGGCUGGUGUGAUUUUGCAGAAAUAUCUUCUACUGCAUUGCUAAAAUCUUAGUAUAUAAUUGCAGCUUGAUUUAGCAAA
Zingiber officinale is the source of this 1406-nucleotide messenger RNA. RefSeq names its product E3 ubiquitin-protein ligase SINAT5-like. The record is from RefSeq and is a predicted model, not a curated record. The transcript is spliced from 4 exons. Bases 234 to 1193 code for a protein of 319 amino acids. Gene Ontology annotation, cellular component: cytoplasm. Gene Ontology annotation, biological process: multicellular organism development; ubiquitin-dependent protein catabolic process. Lineage: Eukaryota; Viridiplantae; Streptophyta; Magnoliopsida; Zingiberales; Zingiberaceae. Gene Ontology annotation, molecular function: zinc ion binding; protein binding; ubiquitin protein ligase activity.